Molecule: messenger RNA, 1997 nt
Organism: Sphaeramia orbicularis (orbiculate cardinalfish)
Lineage: Eukaryota; Metazoa; Chordata; Actinopteri; Kurtiformes; Apogonidae
Product: carcinoembryonic antigen-related cell adhesion molecule 1-like
Exons: 8
Coding region: 159-1382 (407 amino acids)
Biological process (GO): immune response; cell surface receptor signaling pathway
Cellular component (GO): external side of plasma membrane
Molecular function (GO): transmembrane signaling receptor activity
Source: RefSeq, a predicted model, not a curated record
GCCAAAACUCCUCCUGCAGACACUAUCAUUCUCUGUCACAUAGCCUCUGAAACACCACUGCCUGGAUUCGACCGUCGGAUUACAAAUACACACAAUUUUAAAACCAUUAUAGUCAUAGGAGCGUGGUGCUAAAUUUCGGACACUUAAACAUCCACAGAAUGAACAUCAUCCUUAUCUCCUCAUUGCUGGGUGUCGCUGCAUUUGUUCCAGGAGUUAACACAUCUAAAGAGGCUUUGAAGGUCAGUGUGUCAGUGUGGCCUCCGGGGUCAAGCAUCCAUCUUGGAGAGAGUGUGUUUCUGCAGUGCACAGUGAAGUUCAACUCCAGCUUUGUGCAGCUCUACCGGUGGUUCAGGCACACACCACACACUGCUCUAUCCCUGAACCCCAGGCACCUGGUCUCUGGUGACAGCUACUCCAUCACUGGGGUAACAAGGGAGGACACGGGCAGCUACUGGUGCCAAGCAGAGUGGAGGGAAGGCAACACUACCAUGGUGUUUCUCAGCGAGCCAGCUACACUCGGUGUGUCAGACCAUCCCCCUCCCUCGCUAAUCAUGGUUCCCAGCACAAGGCAGAUCUUUCAAGGAGAGCUUUUCACUCUGCAGUGCCCCAUGUCUCAAAGGAACUCUUCAAGCUGGCUGUUGAAGCACUUCUCUGAGGAUCGUGGGCCAAGGACCACAGAUUUCCACACUGACCGUUGUUCAUCACUAGGAGGUGCUGUUAAUGCCAACAAGUCUGAUGCUUGUGUCUUCUCUGCAGUGAAUGGGAGCUGUGGACUGUACUGGUGUGAGGGUCCUGAGGGGCGCAGCAACACAAUAAACAUCACUGUAAGCUAUGGUGUCAUCAUCUUGAAGACUCCGGCCUCUCCUGUGUCAGAGGGUCACACAGUGGACCUGUACUGUCAAUACAGGACAGUGAACCACAGUCACACCAUGUUCUUUAAAAACAGAGCACACAUCAUCACUAAUACCUCUUCUAGUUCAGAUAAUAUUGUAAAGAUGACUAUUGAGAAUGUGACCAAGGAGGACGAAGGCUAUUACAUGUGUGCAUCUGAGGACAGAAAGAUGGAGAGCGCUGAGAGCUGGUUAUCAGUGAGAAGAAAUGCCUCACUAGAUGUGACAGCAGCCUCCACUAAUGGUACCUGGAAGUGGAUUAUUGUGUCAUGUGGGGUUCUAAUUCUGUUCCUCAUUCCUCUACUUGUUUGGCUCAUUCGUCGCUACAGACACCAGGCCUUUUUCCCCCGUACCUGCUGCCCUGUUUCCAAAGAGGUCUUACCAGCUGUGGCACUACCUGCAACCAAACAAGACAUGACAGAAGUACAAUGGGACCUGUCCUGGAUGGAGAUGUCAAAUCUGUUAGAUAAGCAGCUGUACCCUAGUGCUUAAAAAUUCCCCCUCCAUUCAAUAAAAGUCAAUUUACAAUGUGUGUUUACGAGCCAAAGUUGUGGCAUUUGUGAUUGAAUAUGUACUUUUUACAACUGAUAAUGUGAAAGCCAUCGUUUCAAAUACACAAAAAAGCAAAAGAGCUUGUAUCUCUAAAUGUAUUGUGAAUAUUUCCUUUAGAAAGGAAAAUGGGGGGGGGGGGGGGGUCAUUUGAAUUCUUUUUGUCCCUGGACCUUCACUGCAUACAUCUCUGCUUCUGCAUUAAAUACACUCCUAAGCUUUGACCUUUAGCUCUACACCAGCCCUCCUUUUCUGGUGCUUCUCCCCACAUACACCUGUGUUCAACAUUGGGUUUCCUUUUCUAUAUCCUAUUAUUUGUAUACAAACAGCAGAUGCGCAUUUUAGACUAAGUCUAAGGAACUCUACGACUGUUUCUAAUUUCACAAAGCACUUGUUAGUUUUAGAAUCAUGGAUCCAAAGCUCUUAUAUUUGUCUCAGGAUUAUUGUGAUGAUAUAGUUCACUGUAUGUGUUUUUAAUGUACACUCCUGUAACAAAAAUGCAUAUGCAUACCACCUGCUGAAGGAUUAAAAGUUUACCUUCUUAAAGUGACUUUCUUU